This is a messenger RNA of Manis javanica (Malayan pangolin), 4333 nucleotides long. RefSeq names its product cysteine rich hydrophobic domain 2 (gene CHIC2). Gene Ontology annotation, cellular component: Golgi-associated vesicle; plasma membrane. NCBI's taxonomy places the organism in Eukaryota, Metazoa, Chordata, Mammalia, Pholidota, Manidae. The record is from RefSeq and is a predicted model, not a curated record.
AAGGCCACCCUCUGGGUCCACGAUCCAGUUGCUGGAAGGCGGGGUCACGCCGGCGGAAGGGCGCGUCCGAAGCGUCGACGGGUGGAAAUGGAGGAGGGAAGGAGGCCUGGGAGCGCGCGAGGCCUCACGUGCGCGCUCCCGCCCCCCAGCCCGCGGUCCAGCCCACGCGCCCACGCACCCAUGCGCCCACGCGCCCGCCCGCACUCCCGGGAAGUCUCGCGAUGCUUUAGCCGACUGCUCCCGCUGCGGGUGGCUUAGGCUUGUUGCUGUGGUUGCCUGAGUUGCUGCUGCUACGGCGGCGGCGGCGGCGGCGGCAGAGGUGUCGGCCUUUGGGCGGAUGUUGACAUUGUGCUGUUAUUGCUGACGGUAAUGGCGGUGGCGGCGGUGAUAGCGGGAGCAGCAUCUCCUCUGUAGCCAGAGCCGAGACAGCCAAGAGGGGACUCUGCGGCCUCCGAGCCCACGGCAGCGUCUCCGCUCAGCCUGCGCCGCCGCUCCAGUCCGUAUCCCGGCCCCAGGCCCUGGAGUCAGGUCCCAGUGGGCAGGGGGCCUCGGAGGCUCAGGAUGGCGGAUUUCGACGAGAUCUAUGAGGAAGAGGAGGACGAGGAGCGGGCCCUGGAAGAGCAGCUGCUCAAGUACUCGCCGGACCCGGUGGUGGUCCGCGGUUCCGGUCACGUCACCGUAUUUGGACUGAGCAACAAAUUUGAAUCAGAAUUCCCUUCUUCAUUAACUGGAAAAGUAGCUCCUGAAGAGUUUAAAGCCAGCAUCAACAGAGUUAACAGUUGUCUUAAGAAGAACCUUCCCGUUAAUGUACGUUGGCUGCUUUGCGGCUGCCUUUGUUGCUGCUGCACGUUAGGUUGCAGUAUGUGGCCAGUUAUUUGCCUCAGUAAAAGAACACGAAGAUCGAUUGAGAAGUUAUUAGAAUGGGAAAACAAUAGGUUAUACCACAAGCUGUGCCUGCACUGGAGACUGAGCAAAAGGAAAUGUGAAACGAAUAACAUGAUGGAAUAUCAAAGGUGUCAAGAGCUUAAUCUCCUGAGUGCAAGAAUUUUCUACGGUUCACAGUUGCAUGGUUUCAUAUGCAAGACUGAUUUAUAAAGUUAUGAAUGACUUGAAAACAAGGCUUCACUGUGUUCUGAAAAAUAAUAAAUUAAUUGCCAAGAUAAAAUAGGCUGAACAUGUGUUGAUGGAGUGUGAAAUUUUAGAUGCUGUAUAAAGAAUAACCACAACUUUGGUUACGCAGCAAGUCAGAUAUGGCUUUUUUAUAUAAUGCUAAUCAAGUUUCCAAGUAUGGAAGAAAACCUUUGAGCCAAGCCAUUGGAGCUUAAGAAACCUUUAGCCUUUAUAGAUUUUAACUGCCCGUACCUCAGAGGUCUUUAAAGAAUCUUUCAGUGUAUAAUUAGAUUUUUUUUGUAAAAAUUAUCUUAAAAGUAAGAAGAUGAGACAUGUCUCAUCCUGUGUUUAUCCUUUAAAAGAUAUCUAACCUAUAUUCAGUGAAUUUUAGAACUUAUGUUCAGUAUGAGAUUUAAUUUAUUGACUCCUUGAUUUACUUUAACAACAUUUCUUUUGAGAAGUUCAGAAAACUAUAGAAAAUUAUUGUUUUUGUUUAUUUUUCCUUGAGUUUGGAUGUUUGAAAUGUGGAAAGGUUAUUAUAUUAAAAGAAGAAGAUCUAAAGAAAGAGUUAAUUAUUGAAAAUUAAAGUCAGCCUUUGUGAGGUACCUGGCACAUUAUUUCUGACAAAUUUUGUCUAUUCUUUGAAACAGUAAAGCCAUCACAGAUUGUGUAUGUAUGUAUGUGUAUAAAUUGAUUAAAACAGUGCUUAAAUAGUUGGAAAUUACCAUAAAAUCAUCUUUCUCUGUAGCAUUUUUCCUUUCAUUAUCAUACAGAUUUAAUUUCUAGCCUAGAACAUAAAAACAUCUUAAAAAUGUCUUUUUUCAUAGAAUAGCUCUUUUCAGUGAACUAAAUAAUGUAGAUUUAUCAUUAUCUACUAUAUUAAACAUGAUAAUUUAUAAUGAUAAGAAAAACACUUGAUGCUUCAUUAUAAUAAAAAAGCACAUUCAGAUAACUUGUUUUGAGAUUGACCUGUGAAAAUGCUAGUCUUUCGAUGGUAAGAGUUAGUAUUUUGUGGGAAGAAUGGAUAAGUAGGAGUUUUAAAGGAUUUUGUGAAAAAAUAUUUAUUAUACUUAUGAACCCAAACACUAAGCUUAAAACUGAAGCUUUCAUUGGUAUAUUUUUUGCAUAUUUCUAAUUUACUUUGGAAAGGAAAACUUAAAAAUUAUUCCCAGAAAAAAAUAUAUAAAUGUCAUUCAUUCAUAAAAUAUACUCAUUGUAUUCAUGCUUAUUUUUGUGCCAUUCUUUUAUUAACUAAAAAUAAUUUACUAACCUUCAAAACAUUCUGACUGAUAUACUUUGUGAAAUAGUUUUCUUUAUCAUGAAUUGUUAGAUAAACACUUCCCCUAAAGUCAUUAUGUUAUUUCUCACUCCUUCAUAAGAUAUCCAGAAUAGUAGUAAAAAUAAAAAGUAGUGUGUAAGAAUUGCUUAAAAAGUGUAUUUUUUCUGAGUUUUCUCGGAGUAUGUAUAUUUGUGAUAGUUGAAUGGAGGAAUAACAUAAUUUCUAAAUGUCCCUAAAAAAUAAUUUUUAAAAUUAAGAUGGCAAAUAAUCUAGUAAGAAGGGAGUGUGCUUCCUCACCUAAUGAAUUUUAGGGCCUUUUACUGAGUGUUUCUCUUUGGCCUCAACUUUCUUUUAACUUAACAGAAAUUUCAUUUUUUAUGGGAAAAUAAUUAUCCUUGAUUGUAUUUUGAACAUUGGAGACAAUCUAGAAAAACCAGCUUGAUACCAACUUUUCUUUCAUUCAUAUGUGGUAGAGCAGUAUGAUUUAGAAGAAAUGAGAGUGGGAAAUUUUUGUGUGUGACUUCUGAAGGAAGAGUUCAUAUGAUAUGUUCUUUAAAAGUAGUACAAAUUCAAACAUAGUCAAAGAUAGUCUUUACUUUGCAUUAUGUAGUAUAUACUAUAGAAUGUAAUGCCUAUACCCAAGAACUGAAAUCUCACAUACUGCUUGAUUGAGGACAUGUUUGAAAUACAGAAGUAUUCAUUGAAUAUUGAUUUAUAAGUAGUUUAGACAUUUAAUUACUGAAUUUUAGAGCUUCAAAGAAUCUAUCUACUUCAGUCCAAUUAUUUUGUAGAUGAGGAAACUGAGAAAUGGAGGGAUCUAGCUCAAAUAAAAUAGCUAGACAGAAAGCUCGUGAACAUUUUGUGGACAAGUAAGUCAGAAUAGUGGUAAACGUGGUACCUAAGACUUAUGCAGGAUAACUAAACUAGGAAAGCAAUGUUUGGGGACAAGGUAUAGAAGUACCUUCUUGACUGAGGCAGAUCAACAGCCAGGAGAAGCAAAGAGCAAAAAUGAAGGUUUCUGCCCCUGAUGGCUAAAUGUAAAAGAGUGUCCAAACCGGGAGGUUAUAUCAAGGCAUAGUUUCUGAAAUAAAUGAGGAGUUCAUCGAAUUUGGAAGCAGUUCAAAUAAAAAAUUUUUUGUUUAGCAUCUGUUUCAUACAGAGUUGGAACAAGGGAAAGAACUGAUUGUAAUUUAAGACAGUUCAAGUUUGAAAUAAAAAUUAACUUUGCUCAACUUGUGUCUUUCUGUAUUGCUCUGUUUUGUUUUUGUCAGUUUUUCUUUAGUUUCCUAGUAAAAGGUCCUUUGGAACAAAUUUUAACUUUUACUUUUGCUAAUCGAAGAAGAAAAGGACCCUUUAGAAAAAUAUGAGUUAAAGGACCGAUACCUUUUUACUAGAGAUCACAUAUCCUGGUACAGUAAAAUGAGAGCAACUCCAGAACUUAAAGACCUAUGGAAUUGGUUUACAUAAAAGGGAGGAAGUCUGAAGAAAUAAAGAUUGGGUAAGUUGCAGUCCGAUAUAGUGCAGUAGAAAGGUCAAGGCUUUAAAGUGAAGAUAAUUCUCUCUUCAGACACUGAGUCCACAAUCCAUGGUGUUAACAUUCCUUGCAUCAUCAGUUUCCUCAUCUGUAAAAUGAGGACGAUAAUACAUGCCUCAUGAAAAGUUGUUGGGAUUAAAUAGAUCCAUAUAGUAUGAAGCACUUCAUAUGUAGUUAGUACUCAGUAAAUGCUAGCUUUUCUUAUUCAUUAAUGCAUGCAUUCUACUUCUGUGGGUCCGAGGCACUCUCAAAAUUGAUUUAAGUAGUGGAAUAUAUCUACACAAUAUUCUUUUUUUUUCUGUGUACAUAUUCUUUUUUUUUUUUUUUGAGAGGGCUUCUCUCAUAUUUAUUGAUCAAAUGGUUGUUAACAACAAUAAAAUUCUGUAUAGGGGACUCAAUGCUCAAUGUAC